This is a messenger RNA of Oikopleura dioica, 1983 nucleotides long. NCBI's taxonomy places the organism in Eukaryota, Metazoa, Chordata, Appendicularia, Copelata, Oikopleuridae. The record is from the annotation of a GenBank genome assembly.
AUGAUCACUCAUUUGGAUCCAAUCGUUCAAUCAGUAGGCCGAAAGUCAAGACCAGCAGGCGAAUGGCGAAGUAGGCUAUUGAUAAAAAACUCAAACCCAGACAUCAAAAUUAACAUUUCCUCAAGUUCCAAAUUUGUUGUCUCGGAUGAUGUUCUCGUCCCUCCUAAAGCUAGUAGUAAAAACUAUACUACCUAUCGCUUUGAGGAGACGCCAAAUAUUGAUUCUCUGGCUUUAUCUUCUCAGCAGUCGGCUGAGGAGAUGAUUGUUGAGCAAGACUUCGACUCAGUGCAGCCUGAGAUACAAUAUGUUGAGGUUGGUCUCGAUGAUGUUCCGCCAGUAAUCGAUCAGGUUCCUGAUGUCGUUCUACCUGAGCUCGAGUACGAUGACGUUGUCUUUGAGGAUGCGCUUAAUAUCCUCUACGCAUCAGAAGACGAAGACAACGAGAUCGAACUGAUAGAACGCCCCAUUCAAGCGGUCUUCGAUGCUGAGUGCAUCCGGCGGCAUGAAGACGUGAAGAAUGCUCUUCAGGAUAAAGUCAUCAUUGUCGGACAGCCCGUUCGAAAAGCAGUCAAGGAGCUUCCAGACGAGGAUUUCGCUCUUCUCCCGACAAUCGGACCUCCAAAAACAUGGAAAAAACUUGCCAAGCACGCGCUUGGUAGACUUUUCUUGCAAGUUUUGUGCUCAAACUCUUGCAAAUACUUUGAGCUCGGUCCGAAGCGAUUCGUUAAAGAAAUGAAUUCGGCAUUUCUUUCGCUGCUCAGUGAUAAGCCUGAGCGUUUGGAUCAAGCAGUACGAGCUGAUCAUCGUGUCCUCAAACUUAGUCCAAACGGUCAGAUCAAAUAUUUUGAGAAAGAGAUAUUCAUCUCGAAAUAUUUUCAACCACGUGAGAUCGUUGAGCGCGACUUAACCGAGGAAGACAAGCGGAUCGUUCAAACUGUUCUUGCUCAGAUCCAUAAAGACGGUGACAGUCAUUUCGCAAAGUCUCACUGUCUUAAAGAGGCAUGCGCUAAUGUCGGAAUGGCUUCUUAUGCGGAAUAUCAAAGAGUGAAGACUCUAUUCCAUAAAAUGGGGUACGAAUUCAGAAAUAAGGAAAAGCCAAAACCAGCGCUUCCUGCUGAAGUAAAGGAUACGAGAUUGCGAUUCUGUAAGUGGCUGGAGGAAACGAAUGACGAGCAUCCAAAUUUCCUCGGAAUGCUCAUCCAUACAGAUGAGUGUUCGUUACAAUUUCGCGACGAAACACUCGGUCCUAAUUUCGGCUACUGGAUUCGCAAAGGCGAAGAAAAUCCGUGGGCAGACAACCUAAACUUCAGCAAAAAAUUUCCGAAAAGAAUAAUGUUUGCAGCUGCAAUCGGAAUCGAUUUGAAGUUGUCGCUUCGAUUUUUCGUCAGAGAGGACAACCGGGGAAAGCUUUCCUCUGUAUCUGGAACCCAGAAGAGCUAUCAGGAGCUUGUCUUGGUUCCAUGGUUUGAAGAGCUCAAAGAAAUGGGCUUCGUCAAGGAGGUUGAAAAUGGUGAGGGCGUUAAGCACGUUCUUGACGGAAAGAUUUUCGUUCAAGAUGGUGCGACAUGCCACACAGCAACCUCAUCGCUCAAGCUCAUUGACGAAAGUUUUGGCAUCCACAAUGUCAUCACUGGUGUCCUGGCGAAAACAGGGGAGGGAGAAAGGUUUCGCAGAGCGCGCUUGGCUGAAUGGCCAGCGCACUCUCCUGACCUCAAUCCUUUGGACUUUUGCAUUUGGCACAAGUUCAAAAUGGAUACAAAGAAGGAGCUGGGUCGAAUGAACAAGCUUUACUUCGAUUCAUUCGAGGAAGCGAGAGAGAUUCUAACUCGUGUAUGGGCGAACAUCUCCCAAGACGCGAUCAAUAACGCUUGCAGAGGAAUCCUCAGGCGUGCAAAGGAAACGAUCGCUAGAGACGGAUCGAAUCCUGAACGAGGAUACAAAGCAAAUAAGGGAUCUUUCAAGGUGAAAAAUCCACGUCAUUAA